AUGGGCAGCAGAUUCCCCGCUGCCGCCGCGGCCCCGCGGGAGGCUGGCGAGGUGGCCGCGUGCGUGGAGACGCUGGCGCAGUUCCCCGAGACGCUGCUGGGCGACCCGCGCAAGCGCGGCCGCUACCUCGACCCGCUCCGCAACGAGGACUUCUUCGACCGCAACCGGCCCAGCUUCGACGCCAUCCUCUACUACUACCAGUCGGGCGGGCGCAUCCGGCGACCCGUCAACGUCCCCAUCGACAUCUUCUCUGAGGAGAUCCGCUUCUACCAGCUUGGGGAGGUGGCCAUGGAGAAGUUUCGGGAGGAUGAGGGCUUCAUUCGGGAGGAGCAAAGGCCACUCCCCGACAAGGAGUUUCAGCGGCAAGUGUGGCUCCUCUUCGAGUACCCGGAGAGCUCUGGGCCGGCCCGAGGCAUCGCCAUCGUCUCCGUCCUGGUCAUCCUCAUCUCUAUUGUCAUCUUCUGUCUAGAAACCUUGCCUGAGUUCAGAGACGACCAUGACUUUGAGGGAACCGGAGGGACCUUUGGGACAGAUGGUGGCCCCUUUCCAACCAAUGUCCUCACCAAUUCCUCCUCCACAUCUGCUUCCAUGGUGUCAUCCUUCACCGACCCGUUCUUUGUGGUGGAGACUUUGUGCAUCAUCUGGUUUUCCUUUGAGCUGCUCGUCCGCUUCUUCACCUGCCCCAGCAAGGCCACCUUCUCCAAGAACAUCAUGAACAUCAUUGACAUUGUGGCCAUCAUCCCCUACUUCAUCACACUGGGCACCGAGCUGGCUGAGAGGCAAGGGAAUGGCCAGCAAGCCAUGUCCUUAGCCAUCCUCCGGGUGAUCCGCCUGGUGCGGGUCUUCCGCAUCUUCAAGCUCUCGCGGCACUCCAAGGGGCUGCAGAUCCUGGGGCAGACCCUCAAGGCCAGCAUGCGGGAGCUGGGCCUGCUCAUCUUCUUCCUCUUCAUCGGCGUCAUCCUCUUCUCCAGCGCUGUCUACUUUGCCGAAGCCGACGACCCCAGCUCGGGCUUCAGUAGCAUCCCCGAUGCCUUCUGGUGGGCCGUGGUGACCAUGACCACGGUGGGCUACGGGGACAUGCACCCCAUCACCAUCGGCGGCAAGAUCGUGGGCUCGCUCUGCGCCAUCGCGGGCGUGCUCACCAUCGCCCUGCCCGUGCCCGUCAUCGUGUCCAACUUCAACUACUUCUACCACCGCGAGACCGAGGGCGAGGAGCAGGCCCAGUACAUGCACGUCGGCAGCUGCCAGCACCUCUCGUCCAGCGAGGAGAUGAGGAAGGCCCGGAGCAACUCCACCCUGAGCAAGUCGGAGUACCUGGCCAUGGAGGAAGGGGGGGUCAACCACAGUGCAUUCAAGCAGGCUGCCUUUAAGACGGGCAACUGCACGGCCACAAACAAUCCCAACUGCGCGAACAUCAAAAAGAUCUUUACGGAUGUUUAA
Messenger RNA from Tinamus guttatus (white-throated tinamou), 1440 nucleotides. RefSeq names its product potassium voltage-gated channel subfamily A member 3. NCBI's taxonomy places the organism in Eukaryota, Metazoa, Chordata, Aves, Tinamiformes, Tinamidae. Gene Ontology annotation, cellular component: voltage-gated potassium channel complex; membrane. Gene Ontology annotation, biological process: potassium ion transmembrane transport; action potential; protein homooligomerization. The record is from RefSeq and is a predicted model, not a curated record. Gene Ontology annotation, molecular function: protein binding; delayed rectifier potassium channel activity.